Molecule: messenger RNA, 1261 nt
Organism: Aspergillus nidulans FGSC A4
Lineage: Eukaryota; Fungi; Ascomycota; Eurotiomycetes; Eurotiales; Aspergillaceae
Exons: 2
Coding region: 71-1063 (330 amino acids)
Molecular function (GO): oxidoreductase activity, acting on the CH-OH group of donors, NAD or NADP as acceptor
Source: RefSeq, a predicted model, not a curated record
UUCUCUGACUGAGUGAAAGGGGUCUCAUGUAUCGAUAUAAACGUCGCUAAUAUUAAUAUUGAUCGCCAAGAUGCUGUCGCGACGUUUUGGAGUUUCCCUGCUGCAGUCAUCCGUGCCGAAGCUGGCGCGGUCCAGCUGCAGGGCGCAAUACAACAGAGUUGGUUUUAUCAAGCCGCCGACGCCGGUCGUCUGGGCGGCCAGGACGAUGGCUGGUCCAGCGAAUCUGAAAGAGAAACUGCCCGAGAAGGAUGGGAAUCAGCGAUUCCGGGAGUUCAUGCUGGAGGGGAAAGUUUUCGCAGUGACUGGAGGGGCACGGGGACUGGGCUUGACGAUGGCGGAGGCUCUGGUUGAAGCUGGAGGAGAGGUGUACUGCCUCGACAGACUACCCGAACCAGACGACGAGUUUUACGCCGCACAAAAGCGCGCGAAUCCUGACUUCGGGGGCGCCCUCCACUACCGCCGCAUGGACGUCACUGACGACGCUAACACCGAAGCUAUCUUGGAUGAUAUUGCGAGCAAGAAGGACCGCCUCGAUGGACUGAUCGCAGCCGCGGGCGUCAACCACGUCAAAGAUGCAUUCGACCUGACGCCUGAGAUGGUCGAUAAGCUCAUCCACAUCAACUAUACCGGCGUCUUCAGGAGCGCGGUAGCAGCCGCGCGCGCAAUGACGGCUCGAAAAUGCCCCGGCUCAAUCCUCCUUGUGGCUAGCAUGAGCGGUCUGAUCGCGAACAAGGGAAUGGCGUCGGCGAUCUACAACUCCUCCAAGGCAGCAGUUGUCCAAUUGAGCCGCAGCCUUGCAAUGGAAUGGUCAGAAUCUCGCAAGGACGGAACGGGAGGGAUCCGCGUGAACGCUCUGUGUCCGGGACAUAUUGAGACGUCGAUGGCGCAGAUGGUGAUGGAGAAGGAUCCGGAGACGAGGGUCAUCUGGGAAAGCGAGAAUAUGAUGAAGAGGCUGGCAAGGCCAGAGGAGUUUAGGGGGAUUACGCUGCUACUGAUGAGUGAUGCGAGCAGCUUCAUGACUGGCAGUACGGUUGUUGUGGAUGGAGGGCAUACAGCUUGGUAGUCAUGGCCGGUUCAUAGACUGCAGUACCUUUGCAUCAAUACAUUCUACUCUACCACUCAUAAUCUGAAGCCUAAAUAUGGUAAUCUCAGAUGCUGCUGCCGUCACGUGUGAAGAAUGACCGUCGGUUUAUAACACUGAGAUAUCUUCUCCACCAAUAAUCUCAACCUUCUAAUAAAAUUUGGUAACUCCUGACACCUA